Linum trigynum is the source of this 2261-nucleotide messenger RNA. The record is from the annotation of a GenBank genome assembly. Lineage: Eukaryota; Viridiplantae; Streptophyta; Magnoliopsida; Malpighiales; Linaceae.
CAACUAUUUUGGGCCCGGCCGGGCCGAAAGUCCACACCAAUUUCAGACGGUAACGGGCUCCGGGCGCGAGCCUGUAAUGAGAAAACCUGCGCCGGCGCCACUACCGUCGUCUAGACGUCUACAGCGACAAUGGCUGGAGCCGGGAAGGACUCGCUAAAUUGCGGCAAGCGGCACAAGCGGACAGAAGAGGAGCACAGUGGUCCCUUUUGUCAUCUUUUGCCUUCACUCUCAACUCUCCCUCUCUCUCUCUCUCUCUCUCUCUCUACUGCACCGUGGGGCACUGACUCGGCUCUCUCUCUAUCGACUUCUCAUCUAUUUCUAUGGUCUGCGAAUAAAAUGGCUUCCAGCAGUAUAGCCAGGACGAUCCUUCUUGGUCAGCGCGUCACCCAAUUCUGCUCCUCCUCUUCCUACGCUCCCCAGCGAUUCGGUGCUCUCUUCAGCCUGAACUCCAAGAAGGCGCAGCUUCACCAGUUUAGAAUCCCCACCAGAACAUCUUACAAGGCAACAAGUUGGGUUCCUCGUGCUAUGGCUUACACGUUAGGAGGAAAAGCUACUUUCUCCACACAGUCGUUAUCUACCAAUGAACCUGUUAUUUCUGUUGAUUGGCUCCAUUGCAACCUCAGGGAGCCUGGCAUAAAGGUUCUUGAUGCAUCUUGGUAUAUGCCUGAUGAGCAGAGGAACCCAAUUCAGGAGUAUCAGGUUGCUCAUAUUCCAGGGGCUCUGUUCUUUGAUGUGGACGGUAUAUCAGAUCAAAAUACAAAUGUGCCACACAUGUUGCCAAAGGAGGAAGCUUUUGCAGCUGCUGUUUCUUCUCUAGGAAUUGAAAAUAAAGACGGAGUGGUUGUAUAUGAUGGGAAGGGGAUUUUCAGUGCAGCUCGUGUCUGGUGGAUGUUCAGAGUUUUUGGACAUGACAAAGUUUGGGUGUUAGAUGGAGGCCUUCCUAGAUGGCGUGCUUCAGGGUAUGAUGUUGAAUCUAGUGCUUCUAGUGAUGCCAUCUUGAAAGCUAGUGCUGCUAGUGAAGCAAUACAGAAAGUAUAUCGAGGCCAACCUGUAGGGCCAAUAACAUUUGAGACCAAGUUCUUGCCCCAUCUUGUCUGGACUCUUGAACAGGUUCAGAAGAACAUCGAGAAUAAGACUUGCCAACAAAUAGAUGCCCGUUCAAAACCAAGGUUCGAUGGUGCUGCACCGGAACCACGAAAGGGUGUUCGAAGUGGUCAUGUACCCGGAAGCAAGUGUAUUCCUUUUCCUCAGAUGCUCGACUCAUCACAAACUCUGUUACCAGCAGAGGAGUUAAAGAAACGAUUUGAUGAAGAAGGCAUCUCUUUGGAAGCCCCAGUUGUCACCUCAUGUGGAACCGGUGUAACUGCUUGCAUCCUUGCUUUGGGUCUGCACCGACUUGGCAAACACGACGUGGCAGUUUACGAUGGGUCUUGGACAGAAUGGGGUGCUCAUCCAGAGACACCUGUCGAUACAUUGUCGUAGGUCCUUACCCUUGCUGCUGUCCAUGUCAAGGUGGUGGCGGGGAAGCUUUGCUAAUUCUGCAACACACGUAACUGUAACCAACAGUGGUGUAAUCCUAGAAUGGUUGAACAUUGAAUGAAUAGGGUUUUCUAUGGUAUGUUGUUGCCUAUUUCCUUUUGGGUUCUUAGGCAAGUUAUGCUGCAUCUGACCUGAACCCUUCCUCAGUCUUUUACAAGUCUUUGACAUUAAAAGUUCUAGGAUUUUUUUUUUGUUUGAUUCUCGUGAGCUGUGGAAAUAAAUGAAAGAGAAACAUGGUGGUAUUGAGUAUCGUAGUGAUAGGUGAUAAAUUGCACAUAUUUUGGUUGAUGUAGUUCAUAAUUUGUUUUCUCCGUGAUAUAGAUAGUGAGUAGUGAGAGUUGAACCAAAUCCUAGCAAAAUGGAUGGGUUGGAGAUUCUUCUUCCUAAAUUAUCUUAAAUUUAGAGUUUGUAACACAUUUAUGUUAGACAAAGAAGACUGUAAUUAAGUAUUCUUACUUUGAGAUUUCUAGAACACAUUCUUAAUUAACAUAUGAUUAUCGUGUAUCUCAUCCAAAACUCAUUAUGAAGAGGCGAUAAGCUGCACAGUAGUUACCGAUGUAAUAAAUCUAGAGAGUAAUUAGUCAACUUCAUCUAAAAAAAAGGAGGUCAAAGACCAAUUGACGAAACCAAAUACAACAAAUAAAUGGCCAAAAAAGGGGGGAAAUAAAAAAAGCCAACAAAACACAAAUACUAAUCCAAAGCAAUAAAAAGGGUGGAAAUCA